This is a messenger RNA of Melanotaenia boesemani (Boeseman's rainbowfish), 1923 nucleotides long. Its product is annotated as CD276 antigen-like. The coding region runs from base 30 to 1421 and encodes 463 amino acids. The record is from RefSeq and is a predicted model, not a curated record. The transcript is spliced from 8 exons. NCBI's taxonomy places the organism in Eukaryota, Metazoa, Chordata, Actinopteri, Atheriniformes, Melanotaeniidae.
UUUAAAACGUUGUGGUUUCUGUGUUCUGAAUGAUUUUGUACCGGAAGUGUUGCUGCUGUUGCUGCUCACGGAUGUUACAAGCGAAAUGUUGCAGAUGCGUCAUUGAAACAGAGAAGAGGGCUGCUGUCAUCUUUUUAACAUUUGUUAAUGCGAUGUUUAACCUUCAGACGACUUCAACAACGAUGGAGCUUCUUCCGCUCGUGUGUCUUUACAUCCUAGCGUGGUCUGCAAGAACUGAUCAAACCGAUCCACCUGUCACCGAGAUUGCUGUGAUGGAAGAUGAUGAUGUACUUCUACCUUGUUCCUUUGGAGCUAUGGACAUUACAAACAUGGCCUUCGACUGGAAGAAAGAGAACGUGACAUAUAAUAAAAGGGAGGUGUUUUUGUAUGAAAGUGGCAACAUAUAUGGUUCUCCACUUACAGGACAAGCUGAGCAGUUCAAAGGUCGGGUCUUUCAUUUUCCCGACCAGCUCACAUCUGGUAAUGCCUCCAUACAAAUCAAAACUACAAAAGUGGACGACAGUGGAACUUACACCUGUAUUAAGGCAUCUACUCCCCCCACAACACUGUCCAGAGUUCAGCUUACUGUUGAAUGUGUCUUAAAAGACAGAACAAAGGAAAAUGUAAAAGGUGCCUGUCCAAAGCCAAUUCUUGAAUCACGUAAAACAGAUGAUGGAGUGCUGUUGCAGUGUGAUGUUCUGGGUGCUUCUCCACAACCUGAAGUAGAGAUUCAAGGCAGUGAUGGCAGUCGUGUUGAUGCUAAAGAGCAUCAGAACUCUAAUGGAGACCACCACAACAUUAUCCUCAUUGCUACUGUGACCAUGGAAGGCAACUAUCGUUGUGUUGUGAAACAACCAGAAAUUUGUCACGAGAUUUCUUCUAAUUAUAUCUGGGUCAAUCCCCCUGAUGGUGACUUAAAAGACAGAACAGGAGAAAAUACACCAGGUGCAGCUAAGAAGCCAUAUGUCACAACCCUUGAUGAAACUAAAGACAGGGCUCUGCUGGAGUGUGAGGUCCAUGGUGCUUCUCCAAAACCUAACGUCACCUGGCAGGACAGCGCUGGAAACAUCCUCCCUGCUGAAGAACCACAGAUCACAAAGAGAGAAAACCGCUACGACAUCAUCCUGCAGACCACUGUUACCAAAACUGACCGCUAUCGCUGUGUAGCCACACAGGAGGAAAUCAAACAUCAGACUUAUUCAGAGACACAUAUACAAAUGGAUGUUUCAGAUCCCACUGGAUGGAUUGUUGGUGCAUUUUUCUGUGUUCUUUUUGUUGUUGCUGUUGUUCUGCUGGUGCUGGUUUGCACAGGUUUAAUCAAACCAAAAUGUUAUAAAGACUCACAAUCAACAACAAGCCUCUCCUGUGAUUUAGUCCGACAUCCUGAUCCAGACCCUAAAGAGCCUUUAAAUGCCAAAUGAAUUAUGUUUCACAUCCAAGAUGUGUGAAUCAGGUUACUUGUAGACGGACAUGAGAGGUCCUUCCUGGUUUGCACAUUGUCCUUUGUUACUGCAUGUAGCUCAUUCUGCCUGUUUCAACAAGUCCCUGCAUUUAAAACUAAUUAAAGCCAAAGUUUCAACUGUCACAAUCUCACAGGAAUCAUACAUUAAGUUAUGUUAAUCAUAACUUUAUAAUAUACAUAAAGUAUGUAUAUAUAUUAUAAUAUAAUAUAAUAUAAUAUAUGUGUGUGUGUGUGUAUAUAUAUAUAUAUAUAUAUAUAUAUGUAUUCUUGAAAGAUAUCAAAUAUUUCUCAUUUUCUUUUAAUAUUAGAUAUCUGACCUUUGUGUGUGUGUGUGUGUGUUUCAGUUUUUUAGUGCUGAUGAUGUUUGUCCAAGGAAACACAUGAUAAAUGUUCUACUGUGUUGACUUGAUCUUACAACAAUUUCUGUUUUACAUUUUCAAAAAAAAGAAAACUGGACAUGG